GGAGUCUUCAUCUUACUCAACCACAUUAGUUGGCUUCCCCUUCUCAAUUCUCAACUUCUCUGCCUAAACAAAGCAGGACAAUCAAUUUCCAGUUUUUCGCAGAUUGAUUAAUUAAUUUUGAUUGAAUUGAGAUUCAUGGGAUUAAACCCCUCCCAAAAUCAACUUUUUUUUUAAAAAAAAAUUAAUUUGAGUUCGAAAAUGGGCCCGAAUUAGAAUUUCCCGCUAGUGAUAAGGAUGGAUGGACGAGACUGUUGACUAAGAACAAGAAUGAGAUGUAAAAAUUUUGCUUUGUGGUACGAUCUUUCCAGUUGAUGGUAGUGGGGAUUGGAACAGAGAGAAGAUGACGGUGGCGGCGAAGGUGGUGGAUGAAUUGGUGCCUCACCCUGUCAAAGAACAGCUUCCCGGCGUAGAUUAUUGUGUCAACAGCAACCCUUCAUGGGCUGAAGCCGUCGUUUUGGGAUUUCAGCACUAUUUAGUAAUGCUUGGGACGACUGUGAUCAUUCCUACCAUCAUUGUUCCUUACAUGGGCGGUGGCAAUGUGGAGAAGGCUCAAGUGAUACAAACUUUGCUGUUUGUUUCUGGAGUGAACACACUUUUGCAGACCUGGUUUGGCACCCGGCUGCCUGUUGUGAUAGGCGGAUCGUUUAGAUUCAUAGUUCCAUCUCUUUAUGUUGCAUUUGCCCAAAGAUAUUACAUCUAUCUCAAUCCUUAUCAGAGGUUUAUAAGAACGAUGAGGGCAAUACAAGGUGCUCUCAUGGUUGCUUCAGUACUACCUAUGUUGCUUGGUUUUCUGGGAAUUUGGAGAAUUGUUGUAAGGUUCCUGAGUCCUCUUUCUGCUGUGCCUCUGGUAGCUCUUGUUGGACUUGGUCUCUAUGAACAGGGCUUCCCGCUGCUUGCAGAAUGUGUGGAAGUUGGGCUUCCGGAACUGAUUAUUCUUAUUUUAUUGUCUCAGUAUAUUCCGUACAUAUGGAGCUUUAAGCGCCCGAUUUACGAUCGUUUUGCUGUCUUAUUGUCUGUGGGGAUUGUAUGGGCUUAUGCAGCCCUUCUGACAGCAGCUGGCGCAUACAAAAAUAAGCCCCUAAAUACUCAGUUGAGCUGCCGUGUUGAUCGUUCUGGACUUCUAAGUGGAUCGUCAUGGAUUAGCUUUCCAUAUCCAAUUCAAUGGGGUCAACCCAGUUUACAUGUUGGAGAAGUUCUAGUGACACUAGCUGCAGCUUUUGUUGCAAUGGUUGAGUCAACAGGGGCAUUUAUUGCUGCAUCUAGAUAUGGGAGUGCAACACAUAUACCAGCUUCUGUUCUUAGCCGAGGUGUUGGCUGGCUGGGAUUUGGUAUAUUUCUGGAUGGUUUAUUCGGUACAGGAAGUGGAUCUACCGUAUCAGUUGAAAAUGUAGGAUUGUUGGCUCUGACCCGAGUGGGGAGCAGAAGGGUGCUUCAGAUAUCAGCAGCUUUCAUGCUCUUCUUUUCAGUAUUAGGAAAGUUUGGAGCUAUUAUUGCUUCCAUCCCACUGCCAAUUGUUGGAGCUCUAUAUUGUGUUCUAUUUGCUCUCAUGUCUUCUGCUGGUCUUGGCCUACUGCAGUACUGCAACCUCAACAGCUUCAGAACAAAGUUUAUCAUAGGUUUCUCAUUCUUCAUGGGUCUUUCAGUACCAAGGUAUUUCAGUGACUACGUGAUAACUUCUGGUCACAGCCCUGUUCAUACUCAUUCCGUCUGGUUCAACAAAAUGGUGUUAGUGAUCUUCACGUCCCCAGCCACCGUGGCCGGACUCGUUGCAUUCUUUCUGGACCUUACAUUUGCACGCAAGCACGCCUCAACUCGAAGAGACAGUGGCAGGCAUUGGUGGGCUAAGUUCAAGUAUUUCGACAAAGAUCCUAGAAGUGCAGAGUUUUACUCUCUCCCAUAUGGUCUCUCUAAGUACUUCCCCUCACUCUAACCUUUGAAUCAUCCGAAUGAAGAAUGUGUAUUCUAUGGACAGUUCAAAUUAUGUAAAAUAGAUAAACUGCAUCUGAUGCUUCUACAUAGUCGAGAAUGAUGCUUGUCUGAAGGAACAUAUAUGGGAAGAGAACGAAGAAACAGUUAUGUGUGUGAAGAAUUGGCAUAUUUUACAAAUAAGGGCUCUUCUCAAUAAUCCCAUAAUUUGUAAAUAUAUUUGGAUAUAUUCAAUUAU
Messenger RNA from Sesamum indicum (sesame), 2164 nucleotides. Lineage: Eukaryota; Viridiplantae; Streptophyta; Magnoliopsida; Lamiales; Pedaliaceae. The record is from RefSeq and is a predicted model, not a curated record.